Macroventuria anomochaeta is the source of this 3010-nucleotide messenger RNA. RefSeq names its product high affinity potassium transport protein. Lineage: Eukaryota; Fungi; Ascomycota; Dothideomycetes; Pleosporales; Didymellaceae. The record is from RefSeq and is a predicted model, not a curated record. Gene Ontology annotation, cellular component: plasma membrane. The coding region runs from base 278 to 2830 and encodes 850 amino acids. Gene Ontology annotation, molecular function: high-affinity potassium ion transmembrane transporter activity. Gene Ontology annotation, biological process: potassium ion import across plasma membrane; intracellular potassium ion homeostasis. The transcript has 4 exons.
CUCACUCGACUACAGCCCACCCUAGACCCGCUCUACUUUUCUCCCAACUGCCUCUUUUCCCCGGUCGCCAUGCACACACACCCACUUUUGUGUCUUUCACGCUGCACGCUACUCGGGUCGGUCCGUUGGGUUCUUGGCUGAAGGCGCUGACUGCCGGGGCCAUCUCCUGGAUCUUUGAUAUCUGCAGCUCCGUCGCCUCCCCCAACCUCUGAGAUUGCUUACCUGCGCGCGCACAAUCGACACCACCUGAAGGCCGAUGGGCGGAGCGGUUGCCAACAUGUUCGCCGGUUAUAUCAUGGCCUCGGGCCGUUGGGUUAGAGAGCACACGCCCAGUAUCCUGGCAGUGUUCAGGCCCAGGUUAAACUUCAUAACGCUGCAUUACACAUAUCUCCUCGCCAUGACCCUCAUUGGCUCGGUCAUCUUGUACGGCCCCAGGAACAUGGACUACAUCGAUGCGCUCUUCUUUGCGAGUGGUGCCGCAACACAGAGUGGGCUGAAUACUAUCGAUGUCAAUACACUAUACCUAUACCAGCAAGUCGCGAUUAUGCUCAUAACCUGCAUCUGCACCCCGAUCUUCAUAAACACAUUCGUCGUCUUCAUCCGCCUGUACUGGUUCGAGAAGCGCUUCCAAAGCGUGGUCCUCGAAGCCCGCAGCAUGCGCGCCACACGCACCCGCACGCUUUCAAGGCGGAAAAGUGAGAUAAAGGCAGAGCAGGAGAGGGUUAUGGGCGACGAGGAGCGCGGCGUGGGCAAUCGCCGGAUCGAAAUCAUGCGAAGUGCUAGUGGACAUGCCGAGGGCGGGGUGAUCGCGGACGAACACGCAUUCCAGGAUACCAACGGCAAUGCCGGUGUUGGCAAACGCAAACCUUUGCAUUCAGGCGAUGACGAAGACAUCGACCCGCUCGAGCGACCGAAGACCCCUGUCCACACUAACUCGAACAUUAUGUGGGCGGACAAUGUCAAGACCCCAGUACGACGGCGCGAGUCGGAUGCAAUUGAUUCACCCGCAGACCGGCUGCCCGGACCAGACAAGGAGAAGAGCAUUGCGUUCGUAGAGAGCCAGCGGAAUAGGCAUCCGAAAGAGGGCACUCUCCGCAUUCCAGGACCGCGAGAUUUCGAUCGAGGACUGGUACCAGAACGAGUCACAGAUGGGCUGAGCCGGGAGGUGACUCGCGCAUCACACGAGGACGAUGACCAUCGACCUUCGAGACGGCGAUCUCGCUCCAUGAGUGUCGGGGAAGCGAAUGGAGACGCGCCCAGAUUCAAGAACCACAUCACCUUUGACGGCCCUCAGCGGCCGACCACUGGUGCUUCGGUAUACAGAAAACCGGAUCCUGAUGCACCCAACUCCAACAUGCAUCUUCGCAACCGAUCGAGAUCGCGAACAAUCGCCAGCCUCUUUACCAAGGACAAAGAGGAAGAAGAGGAUCCCAUGCCAUAUCUUAGUUGGGCACCUACAAUAGGACGUAACUCGAACUUCGUCGAUUUGACAGAAGAUCAGCGGGAGGAGCUGGGAGGUAUCGAGUACCGUGCGCUGAAGCUACUGGCUGUCAUCCUUGUCGCCUACUUCGUUGGCUUCCACCUUCUCGGCAUGGUCUGCCUCACACCUUGGAUCACACGGGACGCGCACUACACUUCAGUAGUCGAGGAUGUGAACGUCAGCCCCGUCUGGUGGGGGUUUUUCACGCCAGCAUCGAUGUUCAACGAUCUCGGCUUCACGUUGACCCCGGACUCGAUGGUGUCGUUUCAGUUCGCUGUUCUGCCCCUGCUGUUGGGUACAUUCCUUAUCAUCAUUGGAAACACCGGCUUUCCCUGCAUGCUCCGGUUCGUAAUCUGGCUCACCUCCAAAUUCGUGCCCAAGGGAAGCGGUGUCUGGGAAGAGUUGCGCUUCCUUCUUGAUCACCCUCGUCGGUGCUUUACGCUGCUCUUUCCCAGCAAGGCUAACUGGUGGCUCUUUGGCGUGCUUGUCGGUCUGAACGGUCUGGAUCUGAUCUUCUUCAUCAUUCUCGAUCUCAACGAUCCGACCGUCACAGUCCUCCCGCCAGUUUUCCGCUUUCUCGAUGGUCUCUUCCAAGCCGCGGCAACCCGCACCGCCGGAUUCGCCGUCGUCAACAUUGCCGACCUCCACCCCGCCAUCCAAGUCAGCUACCUGAUCAUGAUGUACAUCUCCAUCUUCCCGAUCGCCAUGUCCAUGCGCCAGACCAACGUCUACGAAGAGAAAUCUCUCGGCGUCUGGGCCGACGACGACGACGAUGCGCACUCCAGCUACCUCGGCCACCACUUGCGUCGCCAACUCUCCUUCGAUCUGUGGUUCGUCUUCUUGGGUUUCUUCCUCAUCGCCAUUGUCGAAGGAAGUCGCUUGGAGGACACAAACGACUAUGCUUUCACCCUCUUCUCCGUGCUCUUCGAAAUCGUCUCCGCGUAUGGAACGGUCGGGCUCAGCUUGGGUUACCCGGGCGUCAACACCUCGUUCUCGGGGCAAAUGAAGACGCUGUCUAAACUCAUCAUCAUCGCUAUGCAGAUCCGUGGUCGACAUCGUGGCUUGCCAUACGCACUUGACCGCGCUAUUCUUCUGCCUUCCGAAUCUCUGCAUCAGAAAGAGAAUGAGGAUGCGACCAGGCGGAUGAAUAUGCGCAGGAAUAGCGCGGCGGUGGGCGCGUUUGAUGCGCCUGAGGCGCUGACACGGCAGGGUACGGGUCUAAGUAGGAGAAGUAGUAUGUCUUCUCAGAGACCGACUGCGGCGGAUCGGUUUAAGCCGAAGCAGUUCAAACGCAUUUUGUCUGGGGCUUUCAGUGCUGGGCCUACGGCACCGAGGCACAAGGAACACUAAAAAACAUCCAUGGCACUCAGGUUAUACGGGGCAUCUGGGGCAGUGUAUAUAGAUUUGUAGCGUUUUUGCGUUUCUUAUAGUGUAUAUCGAUCAGUGCGUAUAGAUACAUGAGGCGUAGCCACGUAGGCUGUAUAAUGCAAUAUGGGCUCAAUUGUGUGAGCAUGUUCAAUGAGCAAACAG